AUGAUAUCUUUUGAUGUAGUUAGUUUAUUUACCAAUGUUCCACCUACCUUUACCAUUGAUUACAUACUUGAUCAACUGUAUCCAGUCUGUUCAACAAAUUGUUUACAAUUAUCAAAGAGUAAGCAGUGUGUCGAUUGUAAGCGGCGCAUUGAUUUUCAAACUUUACUUGAAAUAGCUACAUCAAAAACACAUUUUUCUUUUAAUAAUAAAAGAUAUGUACAGCAUGAUGGUGUUGCAAUGGGUGCCCCUUUAGCUCCAAUAAUUGCUGAUAUCUUUAUGGCUUAUUUGGAAACAACAUUAAUGGAUGAAUUAAUUAGUUUAGGUGUUUGUGAAUGGCAUCGUUAUGUUGAUGACACAUUUGUUUUUAUUAAUCCAAAUGCAAAUGUUAAUGACAUAUUAUCCGUUCUCAAUUUUUUUCAUCCACCAAUGAAGUUUACUUAUAAAGUCGAAAAAGAUAAUGAAUUAGAAUUUCUCGAGGUAAAAGUCAUUCGAAUACCUGAACGACAUACCCUUGAAACAACAAUUUAUCGUAAGCCAACAUUUACUGGCCUUAUUACAAAUUGGAAUUCUUAUGUUCCUAUAGAAUAUAAGAAAUCUAGUAUUACAAGUAUGACUGAUAGAGCAUUAAGAAUUUGUUCAACAUAUCAACUAUUAUCAACUGAGUUUAAUGAAAUUAGGAAGAUCGCCAAAUUAAAUGAUUAUCCAACAUCAAUGGUUGAUACCUUAAUUGGAAUUAAGUUCAGUAAAUAUCGUAACAAACAACAAUCUAAUGAACCAACAACAAAGAAUUCUAAUGAUAAUAGACAAAUUAUAUACGUUGAAAUACCUUAUAUUAAGACAACUACAUCAGAAUUGAAGAAACGAACUCAACACCUUGCAAGUAAAUUAAGAACAGAUCUUAACAUUAAAUUCUUUAGUAAACCACCGCCCAACACCAAUACAUAUUUUCAAUCAAAAGAUCCUAUUACGAAGCAUAUGUUAUCAGAUGUGGUAUAUUCAGUUAAAUGCAAAGAUUGUGGUCAAUUAUAUAUAGGAAAAACUGAACGUCAAUGUAUACGAAGACUUCAAGAGCAUGGUGCUCCAAGAACAACAUUCAAUAUUCAACAACAAGGAAACCAUGAUCUUGAUGAUUCAGAGUUAAGACGUUCAGCACGAUUAAAAAACAAAACAAAACAACCACAACCGCAACCACAACCACAACCACAACAACAACAACAACAACAACAACAACAACAACAACAGCAAUUAAUUUAG
Messenger RNA from Rotaria socialis, 1254 nucleotides. Lineage: Eukaryota; Metazoa; Rotifera; Eurotatoria; Philodinida; Philodinidae. The record is from the annotation of a GenBank genome assembly.